This is a messenger RNA of Arachis duranensis, 513 nucleotides long. RefSeq lists its product as uncharacterized. NCBI's taxonomy places the organism in Eukaryota, Viridiplantae, Streptophyta, Magnoliopsida, Fabales, Fabaceae. The transcript has a single exon. The coding region runs from base 1 to 513 and encodes 170 amino acids. The record is from RefSeq and is a predicted model, not a curated record.
AUGCCCAAAAAGCGACAAAUCCUGGCAUUGAAUGUCAUAAAAGGAGUAGCUGGGCGUUCAAUGCCCACUAAGGACUCCCUUGUUGAAGAACAAAAAGAAAUCAGAACUCAUGAGGAGACCAUAGAGGUUCCCUUAAAUGCUUGGUUAAAGAUUAUAGAAUCUGAAGAAUACUCCUCCUCUGAUGAGGAAAAAGAAACUAGGGAGGAGCAAAUUGCUCAGUACCUAGGGAUUUUGAUGAAGUUGAAUGCCAAAUUAUUUGGAACAGAGACAUUGGAGGAAGAACCUCUAGUGUUCACCAAGGAACUCAAUGUCUUGUUUCAGAAGAAACUAUCUCAGAAGAUGCCGGAUCCCGGACACUUCCUAAUUCCUUGCACUAUAAGAACAAUCACCUUUGAGAAGGCCUUAUGUGACUUAGGGUCAAGCAUAAACCUCAUGCCUCUCUGUGUAAUAGAGAGGCUAGGAAUCUUUGAAGUGAAAGCUGCCAAGAUCUUAUUGGAGAUGGAAGACAAGUAA